This is a messenger RNA of Mycena indigotica, 1056 nucleotides long. Its product is annotated as NADH-cytochrome b5 reductase. The transcript is spliced from 7 exons. Bases 1 to 1056 code for a protein of 351 amino acids. The record is from RefSeq and is a predicted model, not a curated record. Lineage: Eukaryota; Fungi; Basidiomycota; Agaricomycetes; Agaricales; Mycenaceae. Gene Ontology annotation, molecular function: oxidoreductase activity.
AUGCCAAACAGAAACCAACUCGUCUUUCUUACUGCCCUCAUCCUCCCCUUUGCAUUGCUUGUUUCUCUCGAGCAUUUCAUUCUCUCAUCGCUUCGCGCCAAAGGCUACGACUUGUCUCAGCUCAUUCUCAUUGGUCUCCCUAGAACAGAGGACGCUCCAAACAACAUGAGCUUGCACGCGGUAAACCUACCAUACUUUGGUACUCAGGAUCUCGUCGCUUUGGCUACCAACCCUGCCUUCAUUGUCAGUGGUGGACUCAUCCUUGCUGGAAUCCUAUACGCGACACUUUUUACUUCCGGAAGCCGCAAGGUCCUCGACCCCAAGGAAUGGCAAGAGUUCCCCCUUGUGAAAAAGACCCAAAUCUCGCCCAACACUGCCAUCUAUCGGUUCUCGCUUCCCAAGCCUACCGACAUCCUCGGGCUUCCUGUCGGCAAACACAUCUCGGUCUCUGCCAUCCUCGAUGGUAAGGAAGUCAGUCGCAGCUACACGCCCAUUAGCAGCGACGAGCAGAAGGGUUCUUUUGAUCUGCUCAUCAAGUCUUAUGAAAUGGGGAACAUUUCGCGUCACUUCACGACCCUCAAACUUGGCGACACCCUCCGGGUCAAAGGCCCCAAAGGCAACUUUGACUAUGUUGCUGGGUUAACCGGUUCCAUUGGCAUGAUUGCGGGCGGCAGCGGAAUCACUCCCAUGUUCCAGAUCAUCAACGCCAUUCUCCGGAACCCGAGCGACUCUACCGAGGUCAGCCUGAUUUACGCGAAUGUCAACGAGGAGGACAUCCUUUUGCGGAGAGAGCUCGAUGCACUUGCUGAGGCCCAUGACGACCACUUCAAAGUCUUCUAUGUCCUCAACAACCCCCCUGCUGGCUGGACUGGUGGCGUUGGCUUCGUUACCAAGGAUCAGAUCCACACUCAUCUCCCGCACCCGACUGACGAGGCAAAGAUUCUUAUGUGUGGUCCCCCUCCGAUGCUCAAAGCUAUGAAGACACACUUGGACGAGUUGCAAUGGCCAGCGCCGCGCACCGUCAGCAAACUUGCUGACAAGGUGUUCCUCUUCUAA